AUGAAGAAGUACGGGGUUCAUCACCGCCUAUCUAGUCCUUACCACCCUCAAGCCAACGGGCAAGCAAAGAUCUCAAACAGAGAAAUAAAGAGCAUCUUAGAGAAAACAGUCAACCCCUCCAGAAAAGAUUGGAGCACAAGGUUGGAGGAUGCUCUGUGGGCAUAUCGGACAGCCUACAAAACUCCUAUCGGGAUGUCCCCAUAUCGCAUCGUCUUUGGGAAGAUGUGCCACUUGCCAGUAGGAAUUGAGCACCGAGCGUACUGGGCAGUUCAGCAGGUUAACGUGGAUGCUAAGGCAUGUGAAGAGGAAAGGAAGCUGCAGCUACAAGAGCUGGAAGAGCUCAGAUUGGAGUCGUUUGAUUCAGCCAUGUGGUACAAAGAGAAAACAAAGAUGUGGCAUGACAGAAAUCUGAGAACCAAGAAUCUCUAA
This is a messenger RNA of Salvia hispanica, 429 nucleotides long. Lineage: Eukaryota; Viridiplantae; Streptophyta; Magnoliopsida; Lamiales; Lamiaceae. The record is from RefSeq and is a predicted model, not a curated record.